CUAUGAUAUUCAUCCUCUGUAAGAGAAGACCAUCUGUAUUUCGUCUUUGAGAAUUCAUCUCAUAGUAAUCCAUUAUCGUACCCCUCCAGUGCGUAGAAUUCUCAUGUUGCUACGCAAAUAAUGCUUUAAUUCUUGAUUUAAUAAACAAAGGAAAACUCGUUACGAUAAUAGAUAUAAAAGUAUUUUACAAUAUGCGAAAAUGUCGAAUUCUCAGUGACAGAACUAAUUUUGGAAAUAUUGAAAUAAGCUCAUUUAUUGGUAACUUUUAUAGAAACUUUAACCUUUUAGAUUCAACCCUUGGCGUUUAGAUUCUCCUCUUGAUGAUAAAGAGAUGACAGAUAAGUCCUCUGUGUUAUAAAAAAGCUCCCGAAUUGAUCACACUGGAAUCAUUUUAAAUGUAUCAAAAGUCUUGUUCUUUUACCACUCGUAUUGAUAGGAAACUCAUUAAUACAAAAUGGUUGUAAAGGUAAAGGGAGGAAAUAUAAUAAUGGCUUCCUGAAGAUAAAGGUUGUUUAUUAUUAUUAUUAUCGAUCAUGAGCUCAACUUUGUCAUUGUUUUAUAUACCCUAUGAUCAAAUGAUUUUUUAUCAAUGAUUGUUAAAGAACGAUAAGCAAGUGGCUGCUUUAUCCAAGAUUAUGCGGGUAUAAAGAAUGAUAGAAUCUACUAUAUUUGAAGAAUGAGAAUUACUAAAAACAUGAGUAAUUUAGGUAAAUUGGGGAUACUAGCUAAAAGUCUUGCUUGUUUUUCUCCGUUAAGUUGAAGAUUCUACUUGAUGAUUAAUCCGGUUGUUCUUGUUAUUUUCUUAAAGUAUCUCUAUUUAUAAUCUAUCAGGAGUAACUGUACCAUUUAAAAAUUAUUGAUUGUUUCUCUUUCACUUACACUUAAAAUCGACUUCAAGAUGCCUUCUUCAGAAACUGCUCAUAGUCGUAGUUCAAUUGAGAAAAGCGCAUCGUCUUCCGAGCUAAAAGCCGAGGCUAGCAUCAAGGAUUUUGCAACUGAAAAACCAACAACAGAAGGUGUAGGAGCUGUGGAUGUCGUGGCAGAUGAAUUGCUCGUUGAUGAUGAGUUUACAUUCACAGACAAAGAAGCCAGAAAGGUUCUUUGGAAGAUCGAUUUCGUAAUGAUGCCAGUCAUGUGUAUUACAUACAUGAUUCAAUAUUUGGACAAGACGGCCUUGUCUUAUGCUGCUCUAUACGGUAUGAAGAGUGAUACCCAUAUCGACGGUCACAUUUAUAGUAGUAUGACUACGUUAUUCUAUAUUGGUUAUCUUGUGGCUCAAUACCCUGCCGCUUAUAUUAUGCAAAAAGUUCCCCUUUCCUUAUUUAUUCUCAUUGAUGUGAUACUUUGGAGCGCCAUGGUUUGCUUGAUGGCUGCUUGUCGUAAUGGCUCCUCUCUAUUAGCUCUUCGUUUUCUCGCCGGUGUGUUUGAAGCUUCUAUUACACCAGCAUUUAUCAAUAUAACAGCCAUGUGGUAUAAACGUGACGAACAACCGAUGAGAACUCUGUGUUGGUAUGCAUUUAAUGGCGUCGCUCAGAUCAUCGGGUCUAUUUUAUCUUAUGGUUUAGGUCAUAUUCACCAUAAAAUUGCUUCAUGGAGAUACAUUUUUAUUGUCAUAGGCUUAAUGUCGCUGGUUUGGGGCCUUGUUUUUGUAUAUGUCCCCAGUAAUCCCGCAAAAGCACGUUUCCUUAGUCCUCGUGAGCAACGAAUCGCUUUGGAAAGGGUGAGAGAUAAUAGAACUGGUUUAGAAAACAAAACUUUCAAACUCUCUCAAGCUUGGGAAGCGUUUCGUGAUCCCCAAGUAAUUUUGAUAACUCUGUUUACUGGUAUAUGUAUGAUUACCAAUGGUAUCGGUGUUUUCAGCACUUUAAUUAUCAAUGGGUUGGGCUAUGGUGAAUUGAAAUCAGCCAUCCUUAACAUGCCCUUAGGUGCUAUUGAAGUUGCUGCCAUGAUCGUCAGUGGUAUUCUCUGUAAGAUUUGCAAGAACGGACGUCUGUUAAUUGGUGCUUUGUGCAGUUGCUUAAAUUUGGUUGGAUGCCUCAUGAUUUGGAAAAUCCCUCAAUCCAAUCCUUAUGGCCGUUUGGUGGGUGUAUGGUUCACAAUGUGGGUACCUGCAGCUAGUGCAUUGUUGUUGUCGCUCAUUUCUUCUAACGUUGCUGGUUACACGAAGAAGAGCGUUACUAAUGCAACUGUUUUUGUUUUUUAUUCCUUAGGAAACAUUAUCGCUCCCCAGUUGUUCAAAUCUGGCCAAACCCCAGAAUAUAUUGAGGGGAUUCAGGCUAUGGUUGUUGCUCUUUGUUUAAUUAUGGCGAUCGCCUUUAUAUUAAUUGGUUAUUAUCUUUAUGAAAACAAAAGGCGAGAUGCUUUGAUGGCUAAUGAUCCUUCUAUAGCAUAUUCUGUUAAGAAUGAAGAGUUUAUGGAUCUUACCGACCGCGAGCAAAUCAAGUUUCGGUAUCGUUGGUAAAAGUGGAUUGGUUCGUUAUGUUUGCAUUUUUUGUUAAUCAUUGAAUUUAUUUAUCUUCUACAGACAUUAUUCGAGCUUUCCUUAGUCUUUUUUUGUUUUCAAUCUCAAAUAUGACUUGUGGUGUGCGUAUUGGCUGUGUACACAAUGUACUGCUCUAUUCCUAAUGAAUCUCAUGACCUAUUCAGCCAACUCAUGGAGAGGAAACGGCUAUACCUUUCAACGUUAAAUUGGUUAGCUAUAUCACCUAUGCAACUUUUGACCAUCUCUCUUCCUUUCCCCUUUUUUGUCUUCUGCAUGUACUUUGUUUACUACUAAGAUUAGUGCUUACAUAUUAGUCUUCCCUCUAGGUAACUUUA
Molecule: messenger RNA, 2817 nt
Organism: Schizosaccharomyces cryophilus OY26
Lineage: Eukaryota; Fungi; Ascomycota; Schizosaccharomycetes; Schizosaccharomycetales; Schizosaccharomycetaceae
Product: membrane transporter
Exons: 1
Coding region: 899-2461 (520 amino acids)
Biological process (GO): transmembrane transport
Cellular component (GO): membrane
Molecular function (GO): transmembrane transporter activity
Source: RefSeq, a predicted model, not a curated record